Molecule: messenger RNA, 972 nt
Organism: Epithele typhae
Lineage: Eukaryota; Fungi; Basidiomycota; Agaricomycetes; Polyporales; Epitheliaceae
Exons: 9
Coding region: 1-972 (323 amino acids)
Source: RefSeq, a predicted model, not a curated record
AUGGCCGACGCCGCGCCGCUCCCGCUCUACAGCGACGUCCAGGCGGCGCACCGCUCCGAGAUGGCGCUCAAGCAGAAGUUCGCGCGGAUACUGGACGACCAGCUCGACAUCGAGGACCUCUUCCGGAACGUGGCCGCGCAGCUCGAGGGCAUGCGCGAGCUCGGGCCCGCGCGGCGGACGCUCGUCGACGGGUGGGAGCGGUUGCGGCAGCGGCACCGGCAGACGUACAAGGACUCGCAGCAGAACGCGGGGAUGUGUGCGCACUUCAUGAGGAAUUUCACGAGCGUCUUGGUCCCUCUGUCGCAGUCGGUGGAGGUCUCGAGUGAGCAGAAGACAAUGAUGAUCGGGAAGUUCCUCGAGACGAUACCUAUCCACCUGAACACCGCACGGGAGAACGCGGAGAACUUCAACGAGCUCGCGAAGGAGGUCCACGGAUUUCCUCUCAAGGUCCACAAGGCGGUGAACGCGCAUGACGACAAGGCAGGCAUCUGGGGCAAAGUGUGGAGCGUUAUCGAGAAACUUUGUGCAGCCAUAUGGAAGGCUUUGAAUGACUUUUUGAUGAAAAUUCUGGACACGUUCAAGGAUACGCUCGGACGUCUGAACAGCAUUCAUCUAACGUACUACGGUGCUCGACUCGACAUGUACUUCACACCCUAUCAAUCACUCGAGCCAGAGAAAGCACUUUCUGACGUCGGCUCCGACGUGACAUUGCACGAAGCCGCCGACAACAUCGAAGCCAACACGCGGACGCUCAGCGAGAAGCUGACUGCGUUCGAGAGCGCGUGGCACGUUGUCGAGCUCGCAUGUACGCAGCUAUCGUCCGACCUCGACCUCGCCAAGAGCUUCUCGGCGAUGGGUCCCCCUGUCUCUCAAGCUUCGGAUGGAUACCUGCGCGCCGCAGCACUCGUGCACGCACCGCUCGUGGAGUGCUUGACGGCAUAUUCAUUGGGCAGGUUCCCGGAUUUUGCAUGA